AUGAAUGUUGAAGAGCAACCCAGCAUACUACCAGAAAAGGUAACAGAGAAGACCGCGGAUGAGAUACUAAAGGGGGGCAAGAAGGUGGUGCUCCAACUCCUUCAUUUCAGUGAUCAAGACUGGAUUGACUGGCUCACCUCAGAUCUCAUCCGCCCCUACUGGAUAGACCUAUGGACUGAUUGCCUUCUGAACAAGAACCAGACCAAGCAAGGAGUCGGGCUGGCCGUUGUACAGGAAGCAAUUAUCAAAGGUGAAAGCCAUGGAGAGAAGCAGUACAACAAGAGAAAAGCUCAGAAUAAGCCAAAAACAAGAGCAGCAAAAAGACGCCAACAGGAAGAGGCAGACGAGCCAGAGGCAGACGAGCCAGAGGAGACUUCGCCCAGCCCCAGCCGAAGCCCCAGUACAAGCCCGAGGCGAGCAGAACAGAAGCCAUGGAUGGAAGAGGCUCUCAGUAAGACAAAAAAGAUUGUCCUGAGUCAUGAGAGUAGUACUUUUAAUAUUGCCGAGCCAUUUUGGCGUUUUAUCAAGAUUACUGCAGCAUUAAUGCGUUCGAAGCCAAAGUCAGUCCAGGAGGCUGAGGAUAUGGUCAUCCUGGCUGACAGUGCUGGGACCGGCACUACUAAGACCAGCACUACUGAGACCGGCACUGCUGAGACUGAUCAUUCAAAAGGCAAAUCUUCACGCCGCAAGAGGGCGAAAAAGAAGAAGCCGAAGGCAGAUCUGAGCAAGUUACUUGAGAACAAUAUUUUCAAUAGUAAUUUUUAUGAGACUGCAGAGAACCUGGAAUAG
This is a messenger RNA of Aspergillus neoniger CBS 115656, 789 nucleotides long. RefSeq lists its product as uncharacterized. Bases 1 to 789 code for a protein of 262 amino acids. The transcript has 2 exons. NCBI's taxonomy places the organism in Eukaryota, Fungi, Ascomycota, Eurotiomycetes, Eurotiales, Aspergillaceae. The record is from RefSeq and is a predicted model, not a curated record.